This is a messenger RNA of Cyclocybe aegerita, 1002 nucleotides long. Lineage: Eukaryota; Fungi; Basidiomycota; Agaricomycetes; Agaricales; Hemipholiotaceae. The record is from the annotation of a GenBank genome assembly.
AUGGCCGUCGAACUUCCUGCCUUUAUUCGCGAUGUCCUUAUGCAUCCUCGUGGAACAGCAGCCGUCGCGAUUCUCCCGCUCUUGUUCAUGGUUUAUCGCAUCUUAAAGAAGCCUCGACGACCUCUCAAAGUGCCGAAGUCUAGCGAGCGCGUUCUCAUUCUCGGCGCGUCCAGUGGGAUUGGGCGAGCAGUCGCACGUCAGUACGCGGAAAGAGGGGCCAAAGUCUGUGUUACUGGGCGGAGAGAAGCACUCAUCGAAGAGGUCGGAGCAGAGUGCCGGAAUGUUCGUGAAUCAUCGCAGAAGAACGAUGUCCUUGCUGUUGUAGGGGACUUCAGCAAUGUGGAGGACAUGGUCAGACUGAGGAGCCUGAUCGAGGCUGAAUGGAAGGGUCUGGACACGCUCGUAGUCGCAGCAGGUGUAUCCGCUCUACAACCCUUGAUGGGCGUGGCAGGUGUUGGACCGCAACCUGGAAGCUCCAAUCUCCCUCAGGCGACCCAGGAGGACAUCCAACGAACAGUCGACGUCGCUGCUGCUGCUACUAGAGGGAACUUCGUUGGACCUCUCAUAGCAGCAGUCACAUUCGUGCCUCUACUCACGAAUACGUCAAAGUCCCCAUCCAUCCUGCUAGUCAACUCUCUCGCUUCGCUGAUCCCACCUCCCACCCGAACGCUGUACGGUUCGACGAAAGCCUCCUCUCUCGUGCUCUAUCAAGCUCUUUCCGUUGAACACCCGAGGAUCUCGUUCUCUUUCUUCGUGCCUUCCACGGUGGAGGGAGACUUUCGUGCGUCAGCAGUUGACAGCGGCCCUGUCAGGGAACUGGACCCGAACAAAUAUGGACUGAAACGAGAGGACGUGGCUCGACGAUGCAUCACUGCUGUGGACGACCAGGAGAAAACGGUGUUCAUGCCAGGCCUCAUGCGCUAUGCGCAUCUUCUCUAUUGGCUGUGGCCGUCGUUUAUAGAAGGAAAGGCGAGUAAGAAGUAUAAUUUUACCCCGAGCUAG